AUGAGCCUCCCCCCGGGCCCACUCCACGAGUUCCUGCGCGGGUACUUUCACCUUAAGAGCGGCUCGUGCGCGCGCAACUACCCGCGCCCGUUGAAAUCCUGGACAGCGGAUGAACUACUCCAACUACCGUUCUACUACAUCAUGCCGCUGGAGGCUACCAUGCCCGAAGCCAUCGCGCUGGACAUGAAAAACGAGCCGGAGAACGCUCAGCAGCUUUCGCAGGCUUGGCUGCCGGAUUCUGAUCUGGAUGUUUAUGUGGCGGAGUAUGGACGGACGGGAUUCCAGGGCGGGUUGAACUGGUAUCGAGUGCGGACGGCGGCGGAUGGUCGGUUCACACGGGAUUUCGACACAUUCGCGGGGAAGAAAAUCGAGGUGCCUUGUGCUUUUGUGUCGGGGAAGAUGGACUGGGGAAUUUACCAGGAACCAGGGGCGUUGGAGAAGAUGGUGAAUGGGGAGGUAUGCAGCGAUUUUAGGUUCCUGAGGUUGAUUGACGGUGUUGGGCACUGGGCGCCUCAGGAGAGUCCAGAUGAGGUUGCCAAUGCGAUUCUGCGCCUGGUGCGUAGUCUCGAAUGA
Messenger RNA from Aspergillus viridinutans, 573 nucleotides. RefSeq names its product alpha/beta fold hydrolase. The record is from RefSeq and is a predicted model, not a curated record. Gene Ontology annotation, molecular function: hydrolase activity. Bases 1 to 573 code for a protein of 190 amino acids. The transcript has a single exon. NCBI's taxonomy places the organism in Eukaryota, Fungi, Ascomycota, Eurotiomycetes, Eurotiales, Aspergillaceae.